CGUGCCAUUCAGAAUAAGGUUACCGGUCAGGUGCAAUUGAGCAAUGGAGUUCACAAUCACAAUCGUGGCCAAGAGCAACACUAAUACUUCAUGCGCACGCCAGACGAAUCUUGCACAAUAUGUGCGCUCCAAUCGCGGCACCGAUCUGGUCUACUACGAGGGCAACACUUACACGCCCAACGAGAAGCUGCGCGAGGGUCAAAAGUCACGGGAUUGGAAAUGCUCCAUGUACCACAAGGCCAAGUGUCGGGCUCGGCUAGUGACACGGAUCACCAGCCAGGGGGAUUUAAUACACGUGACCAGCUGUCGGCACACACAUCAAUCUAUGUACAUGCUGCAACAACAGGACUCUAUGGACGGCUUGGCACGCAAUCCUUUGUGCACUGCCAUCAGGCAGGUGAAGCAGGAGCAGUCCAAGUGAAACAGCAUCUUGAAUCUUAAACUAAGCCACAAUUUCAAAGCAAAAUAAAUCCAGACUAAAGCGCAACUUUGUUUUGACUACCGUUCGGCAAGCAAA
Molecule: messenger RNA, 517 nt
Organism: Drosophila nasuta
Lineage: Eukaryota; Metazoa; Arthropoda; Insecta; Diptera; Drosophilidae
Exons: 2
Coding region: 44-421 (125 amino acids)
Source: RefSeq, a predicted model, not a curated record